GGACCAAGAAAUAAAAUGGCUGCCGACUCUCCGAGCAAAGUGCUGUGCGACCGAAACUAUGGUGUUACUUUGCAAUAUAAAACGUUAGAAUAUCUUGGAAAAAAGCUGUAAUUCUUAAGGGAAAUUCAUUUAUACGACAUUUUUCCUGUGUGUGUGAAGUAGUAUUUUAUAGGCCAAGUUCAAUUAUUGGCGUUAGAAAAUUCAAUAUCACACAAUUUACGAAAACGACAUGGCGGAUUGAUAAUCGACCAAUAGGAAGCCAGCAUCUAGCGUUUCAGAAUUGCAUGUAUCUACUCACAUUUCGCGUCAUUACUUUUGGUGCCUUCUUUCUUUAGAUAAAAAUGAAAUGCUUUUGCUGUUAUCAGUGAACUGAACGAGUUGUUAAUUUGUUGUGAAAAAACAGUGAAAAUUGUGUGUGAAAGCCGUGUGAUAUACAAUUUCCGUAUAGUGUCUCAAACGGCUGGGAUCAUGACUACGUUGGAUUUAGGUUGAACUAAAAUGCAUUUCCAUCGUUUUGUUUUUGUAAACAAGACUUGUGUUUUUGCUAUACACGUGCAAAUCGGUACAUAAUUGACAGUUGUUUACAAUAAUGUCGGGAAGGGGGGCAAAAAAACGCGGUAGGCCCCCAAAAGCGGGAACUUUUGAGAAAAAUAGGAAAUUUCAGUACCAUUUAUUGAAAAAACCAAAAUACUUACAAGCUCAAAAUGUUGGAUCCAGUUCUCUGGCGAGCACUCCUUCAGCAUCACGAGCUUCAUCUCCGCAAGGUAGCGAUGUGAGCAGACGAAGCACGCGGAAACAACGAGGAGGAAGAACGCAUAAAUCUAAAAGAGGAGGUUUGUCAAGUGCGUAUUCGCGAAGAGGGUAUAAUCCGCAUGCUGCCGAUUAUCACGAGUCUGAAUAUCAUUAUGGAUCCGAUUUUGGAGAUGAAUACAGUGAUAGGUCUGAACCUGAAGAAGACCGUGGAAGCGAGAGCUCCGACGGCAGCGUCGGAGACGGUGCCGCGAGCGACAGUGACUUCUCAGUAAGCAGCUACAGUACUACUGGAGGCACUCCUCGGAAGGUAACUAGUAAUGCACUUCGCCCUCCAAGUCCAGAUCCACUAUGGUUACAACAAGAAAGACAGAUACCUCCACUGGAUCUUCCCACUUCAUCUGAUGAUUUGCUUAUUCCUCAAAGUUUGGUCUUGCAAAUUGUGGGUAUAUAUGAAGUGUUACGCCACUUUAGACAUUUGGUCAGAUUGUCUCCAUUUCGCUUAGAAGACCUGUGUGCAGCUAUGACCUGUGAAGAUCAAAGCAAUUUGUUGAUUGAGGUACAUAUAAUGUUACUGAAGUCAUUGUUGAGAGAAGAAGAUGCUCAACAAACACAUUUCGGUCCACUGGAUCAUAAAGACAGUGUAAAUAUCACCUUGUUUCUUCUUGAUGUUAUGACUUGGCCUGAGGUCCUCAGGAUUUAUGUGGAAAGUGAUAAAUCAUUUGACCAGAAUGUGGUCUGCAUAUUGAACUCCUGUGAAUAUCCAUUCACAACAGUGGAAGAUAGAUUGGCUGUACUUCAAUUCUUGUGCAAUCAAUUUCUUAUCACAAACCCAGUACGAGACGAUCUUCUGAGUGAAGUUCCUAUACAUUAUGAUGAUCACUGCCGAGUAUGUCAUCGGUUGGGAGAUCUACUUUGUUGUGAAACUUGCCCUGCAGUCUACCAUCUGGAAUGUGUAGAUCCUCCUUUAGUGGAUGUCCCUUCUGAGGAUUGGCAGUGUGCUCUCUGUAAACAACAUAAAACUGUUGGUGUCACUGAUUGUCUUCCUGAUGCAGAAAAGCAAGGCUUACUCUGUCGUCAUGAACAUUUAGGUUUUGAUAGACAUGGGAGAAAGUAUUGGUUUAUAACUCGUCGUAUAUUUAUUGAAUCUGAAAAUGGAGAAGUCUGGUACUAUACCACUCCAACACAACUUGAAGAAUUACUGACAGUACUUGAUGCAGAUGAGAUGGAGGCUCCGCUGGUUCGUGAGCUUUUGGAAUUGAAACAAGAAAUUCUGAGGCAAAUGGAAAUUACAGAACGGUUGACUAACCAGGCCAAGGGAAAUCGUAAGUCGUAUUUGGAAGUUGAAAACACUAAUAUUAUAAAGCAAAGAAAAUUAAGAGAGGAACAGAAACAACAAGGCCCACACACUGGCUUGAAAUUAGAUGAUGAAAAAACUGGGAGUGAUUCAGCUUUAGAUGCAGAUGGAGAUGUAGUGAAUGAAGUAACUAUAACCAGUGAAGAUGUAACUCAAGACGAUGAUGAUCCACUUGAUGAUGAUCUGAAGAAAAUAAAGAACCAUACAAAUAAUAAAAAUAAAAAGAAAAAUGAAGAAAUAACUGAAAGAGUAACUAGGCUGAAAUCAAAUCAGCUUUCGAAUGGAACUUACUUAUUUAAAUUAGGGAAUGAAAAUACUUUCAAAAGUUAUGUCAAUCAAUAUACCACAAACCCUCUGGCAUUAAAUAAACCCCAAAGGAAUGAAGAAAGAGACAAAAAGCGGUACAUGUCGCACAAGUUUUCAUUAUCUUCAUCACAAGACUUCAAAUGGGUUGGAUUACUUAAUGCUACAAAACCUUUGUUAGUUGCAACACUAAGACAAACAUUACUGCAACUGGAAUCUAACAUUGUCGUGCAAUUUAUGCACCCGAAUUGGUCAUUGUUGAGAAAACCAUGGGUGCAGGCUGUGCAAUUGUGCCAAGCACCUAGGGAUUUUGCAAGAGCACUAUGUGUUUUGCAGGCAUGUAUUAAAAGUGUAGUAUGGGUCCCUGCAUGGCAUGAGCAACUUGGUCAUGUUAAACUUAUACGAACUACUGCGGCCGAACGUGAGGAGAGGAAAAAGCUUGAUAAGAGAGAGAAAAAAGAAAGAGAUGAGGAAGAAGAACGAUAUCGCACAGCCUACAAUUUUGUUAAAUAUUCACUGGGCCUUCGACAUCAGGCGUGGAAGCAAAAGGGAGAAGAGUACAGGAUUCAUGGACAGUGGGGAUGGCUAUGGAAUUCCGCUACUCGAAAAUUUAAGAAAUAUAAUGGAACUUCAAAGCCCACCCUGAGUAGCGGGCCAGCCAAGAUUGCUGUCAGGGUCAGAGAAGGCAGUGUCAUCAAAGUCCUUGCAGUGGAGCCAAAAACGUAUGAAUACUUGUCCAAUGAGUCUGCUGAUAAAGAAGUACUGGAAAAAUUGCCUGCAUCUAUGAGAAAUCUCAAAUUAGAAAAAGACAAUGAAGAUUUUGAAGAGAUUGACGUUGAGAAAGCUUUGAGCUCUUCAACCAGAAGGUAUUACCCCAAAAUAGCAAGAAAGUCUAAACUAGAUGAUUUCCUUGCACGCCGGACUUAUUUGAAGUUUAUGGAGGAAAAGAAAAUUGCUAAUUUAUUAGCUAAUGUUAAAAAAGAAGAGAUGGAUGUUAAAAAUGAAGAUGAUAAAAAUAUUGAUGUCGAGAAUGAUGAAUCAGAACCAGACGUGACAUCUAUUUGUGACCCAACAGAUGAUAAGAUUGAACUGAAGCAAAAACCAGUAACCCUGAGUGUGUCCAAGGAUGUUGAUUCUUUGAGGGAUCAGUACCAAAAUCUGACUCAGUUGACUAAGCACUAUAAAUGCUACUCAUCUGAAUGUACUAAAUUAAACUCCUCAACCUUGAUACAAUGCUCAGGUGUGAAAAUAAAUUGCUAUUCUCCUCUGUGUAUUAAAAAAGGAAAACUACUGAAUGAAUUGUUAGCUUUGAUAAGAAGUGGGGCAGUCAAUUCUACUGGCAUGUUUACAAAUUCUAAGGAGAAUACUAAAAUGUCUAUUUUAGAACAGUACUUACUAGGAAAAAGUUCUGUUCAAAAUAUAAACUCAAAUGAGAAUAUACUGUCAGACUUGCUAUCCGCAGUAGCGUGCGCCCAAGAAUGCGACAGUAAAAAUACUGACAGUUUCGUAAAAAGAAAGUUCAGUGGUGAGGAUGUUACUGUAAAGACUGAAAAAUAUGAUGACGCCCUUCUAAAAUCUGAGAGCACCCUCGAAGAGUCUGCUGUUCCAGCUGUAGGAAAUGAAAUGGACAUUGACAUAUCAUGUAAUAAUAUUGAUGACAACGAAGUUGAAAUAGGACCUCUCAAGGAAUUAACAGACGCUGACCAACAAGAAGAGGCGGAAAAUUCUUCAGUAGCUGAUAACGAAACUGAUAAAAGUAGGCCGCCAAUUCCCAAGCUUAAAAUAACGAGGGGCAGGUCAGCAAAAAUGGUGGCAAAUGCUACUGCAGUCAGUAACAAAGAGGGAUAUAAGUGUUCAGUAACCACUGCUAAAGAUGAAAAACCAAAAUACCGGGCGGCUGUCAACAGACGGUUUGGAUUAGCUAAACCAAAGAGAGAUGAUAAGUCCAUAAAGGAAGAAAAAACUGAAAAUGGUGUUGUAAGAGUAUAUUCUGCAGAGUGUCCUAGAGGCAAGCUGUACCUCAAAAGAGUGCAGACAUCAGCAGUCGAGAAAAAGAAGAAAAGGACCCCAGUGAAAUACCCCCUUUGUUCUUCAUUCCAUACUAGAAGUAAGGCAAAGACAAUCAUGGUUUUGCCUCACCAUGAGCUAAAGAAGCUAAGUAGGCAAGCAGGACAUAGUACAGUGACAGGAUUUAGUCACAGCGCGAAGCCUAACCAGACUGUGUGGCCUUAUCCCUGUGCGAGACCACUGUUCAAAACUUGUUGGUUAUAUCGCACAGUAAAUCUUCAAUGGUUAGCGAGUGCUGCGCUACAGUUGCGUAUCUUGUGGUCAUGUUUACGGUGGGAUGAUAUGUCUGCCAAGCCUGCUACCGCCGACGGCAAGCACCAGCUCACGACGGACACUGAAAUAGUAUCACUGGAGUUAUUAAAACAUCGCCAUGUUGGCCAAUUCUCUGAGCGAACGCAAUACCUUCGACGACGUGUUGUGAUACCUUUAGAAUUACCGAAGACGGUGCGUGAGGUUACAUCCAUUCGCAGCGGGUUAAGAAAAAGGAAACGUGCUGAAUCUCCCCAAAAUACUGAACCUCAGGUGACAGAAGAGUGGGUAGAUGAGGAUAAACUAGAGUUAUGGGAAGUACGGCAAUACGGUGAGCGAGCGGAGCGGGCCACUCCCGUCACGCGGACGUCUACCGGCAAGUUACCGCAGCGCAACUCUGCUCAGCCGCCGCCUAAUGCUGCAGAUAUCAAGGACAAAAUGGAACAGCAGUUACGUGAACAACGAGCUGCGCACCAACAAAAGCGAGCGCUCGAAAUGUCGCAAGAUAAAUCAAAGACGACUCCAAGUCAAUAUACUGGAAAAAGCACUCUCACUUCUUUGCUUACGAGUAAUGCUACUACACCUACCGGCCCGAAAACCGUAAUCGGCACUAGAAGAAUCAUCAUGACAAAAGGUGCCGAUGGUACUACACGGGUUAUUAGCCAACCGUUUGCGGGAACUCCGAAAACCAGUCAACCUGAUGGGGUUCCAACGGGGAAAACGCCAGUGGCGCCGCAGAAGGAAGGACCACAGAAAGUCCAAAUAAUUCGGGCGCCAGAUGGGAAAAUUACUGUUCGUGGAUUACUGGCUGGCCAACAACUGAUUCAAAUGCCGGAUGGGAAGCUGCACGUAGUAAUGGCAGGACAACAAGGAAUAACCGGGCAGCUGGUGGCGGCAUCGCCUUCGAAGCCCGCGGAGACGACCGAGCCCGCCGAGCGGCCGGUCGCGCCGGCGAAGGCCGUGGAGGAGCCCAAAGCGGCGGCGUCCCCGCGCGUAGCCGCCCAGCCCACGCAGAUCGUGCUGCAAGGCAACCGCCAGCUGAUGGUGCAGCCUCAGCAACAAGUGGUCGUCCAACCUACGCAGCAAGUCGUAGUCCAAUCUCCACAACAGGUGGUGGUGCAGGCGGGGGCGCGCGCGGCGCUGGCGCCGGGCGGCGUGCAGGCCGUGGUGGUGGCGGGGCAGCUGCUGCGGCCGCCGAGGGCCGCGCGCGCGCCGCCGCCGCGCGUGCGCGCCGCGGCGCAGCAGAUCGUCGUCAACAACCCCGCGCUCGUGCAGCAGAUCGCCGCCGGCAAGAUACAGCUCGCCACCGUCAACGGCCAGCAGGUGCUCAUUCGGCCCACCGGCAACAAUCAGGCGCAAAUCGUAGCGCACAUAGGCCAGAGCCCGAGCGUAGCGCCUGCGCCUGCGCCUACGCCGGUGCCCGUGCCCGCGCCUCCCGUCGCCCCCAUCCGCGCCGCCACGCCUAUUCAGCCGCAACUCACUGAAGACCAAAUUAUGGAAAAACGCCUUCUAGCGGGACAACCGCCUGGUACUGUGAUUAAAACUGUCACCGCCCAGGUGAUGCAAACGAGCAGUGGCCCUAGCAUCGUCCUGCAAGGCCUGCACGGGUACACUCUCACACCACAGCAGCUGGCCCUCGUCCAACACCAAGUCAAACAGCAGUUGCUGAAAGCGCAAGAGUCUACCGGCAAGCAAGGCAUGCUGGGCCCGCGGAAGAUGUACUUGGCGGUGCAGCCGCCGCCGUCGGCGCCGCCGCCGCUGGCGCCCGUGGCCGCGGCGCCCGCGCUGCACGCCGUGCAGGCGCUGCAGCCGCUCACCGUCCCCGCGCACCAGGAUGCUAACGAAGAAGAUGAUAUUAAACAACAACAACCUCUUGUAAACGGCGAGGAUGUUGUGGCAGAAGCAGCGAGUCAUAAAGAGGCAACUCCCGCCAAACCGGAGGACAUUCGGGAAAAUAGUACCAAGACAGACAUAGUUAACUCAGCCCAGGACGGACUACAAAGUAAUAAAUUCGUCCUCACCCCAGACUACAUACAACAAACAAUUAAGAGCGCCCUCAAACAAGAGAAUCUCAACCCCGAAAUAGAAGAGAAGCUAUUGCAGUUGCAGCGAUACCAGGAAAAGCAAAUGAGACCCGAAACCCGUGAAGUGAUAGAGCGGGAGCCUCGGGUAGUGGCCGUAUCGGCGCAAUCCCCGUCUCCGCCCCCGCGCCGCCGCGUGGUGUCGCGCCACGACGACGACGACGAGUGGAUCGACACGAGCCCGCGCAAGCGGCCGCGCCUGCUGCGCCAGCCGUCGCCGCCGCGCCCCGCGCCGCGCGCGCCGCCCGCGCCCCCGCCGCCGCCGCCCGCCGCGCCGCCGCCCCCGCCGCCGCUCUCCGCCGCCGACGAGCGCCGCCGGGCUGCCUCCACACACUCCCGCCUACAGAUGCUACUCUUCAAACAUAAAGAGAUGCUUAAGAAAGACAUUAUUAAAAAGAGAGGUCUACUCGAAAAGGAACUUGGUGUUGAAAUACAGAAGGAGCUAUCCGCCGAGUUAGCGCUGCGUACUCGGGCGGAGCGGACCAAGCAAGAAGAGGUACGUGGCGGAGGCGGAGGCACCGCUCCCAGCACCGGUAGCAAGCGACGCACCACAUCUAGUACUGCCCGUGACAAUACACCACGUGCGAACAAAAAGACUGGCAAGAAAGAAAAGCUGUUAUGUAUCUGUCGUACUCCUUAUGACAAUACUAAGUUCUAUGUGGGUUGUGAGCAUUGUAGUAACUGGUUCCACGGCAAUUGCGUCGGUGUUACCGAGGAAAUGAGCAAAACUAUGGAGGAGUAUGUGUGUCCUGACUGCCGGCGAGCUGAGGAGACCCAAGAACUAUACUGCCUCUGCCGUCAACCCUACGACAAUUCGCAAUUCUAUAUAUGCUGUGACCGAUGUCAGGAUUGGUUCCAUGGUCGAUGUGUUGGUAUUCUACAGUCGGAAGCUGACAAUAUUGACGAAUACAUCUGUCCUAACUGUCAAAAAAAUAACUCUGUUAACUUCGCAAACAUGAAAGAAUUGACAGCCAAAGACUUUGAAAAUCUAAGGAGACUUGUCAAACAAAUUCAGUUGCAUAAAAGCGCGUGGCCCUUCAUGGAACCUGUUGAUCCUAGAGAAGCUCCUACUUAUUACAAAGUCAUCAAGGAACCAAUGGAUUUGCAAACAGUGGAAAGAAAAGUGAAUGAACAAAGUUACAGUACGUUAAGUGAAUUCAUUGGUGAUAUGACAAAAAUAUUUGAUAAUUGUCGUUAUUUCAAUCCAAAAGACUCUGAAUUUUAUCGCUGUGCAGAAGGUUUAGAAGCAUUUUUUGCGCAAAAAAUAAAAUACUUUCGUGAGAAACUUUUUGAAACUACUCAAUGAUAAUAGUGCCAGUGUACAGUCUUAUGUUAAGAAUUGUGUUGAGUGGAAUUCGAAGAAUGGAAAAGACAAUUUAUAUGAAAAUCAUAUAAUUAUCUAUAUGUAUUAUUCCCUUGAUCUGUAACACCUGUAAAAUAUAAACAAUGUGAUGAAAUUGCAAAGAAUAAUUUAAUUUAAACUGUUUCUGAAGGUAUCUAUUGAGUAUGUCAGUUUCAUGUUUAGUAUUUAUUGUAUUUAUUACAAGCUUUACAUGCAUUGUCCCACUAGCUGAUGCUUGUAAGGCUCUUGACAGAAGAAGAAUAAUAAUUAUUAUAAAUAGUUUUGUGAAAUAUUAUGUUAGCUGAUAUGAAUUAGCAAGUUUAGUUAUCUUAGUAGUACUUAGAGUAAGUAAACCUAUUUGUAUGUAAGUAAUAAAUUUUUAUUAAUAUA
Messenger RNA from Pectinophora gossypiella (pink bollworm), 8539 nucleotides. It is a transcript of the gene E(bx), whose product is annotated as nucleosome-remodeling factor subunit NURF301. The record is from RefSeq and is a predicted model, not a curated record. Gene Ontology annotation, biological process: regulation of transcription by RNA polymerase II. Bases 590 to 8113 code for a protein of 2507 amino acids. Gene Ontology annotation, cellular component: NURF complex. Gene Ontology annotation, molecular function: RNA polymerase II cis-regulatory region sequence-specific DNA binding. Lineage: Eukaryota; Metazoa; Arthropoda; Insecta; Lepidoptera; Gelechiidae. The transcript has 20 exons.